AUGAAGGAAGAAAAUGUACACGCUCUCAAAUAUCGCGAGGCCAAGGCUCCUCAAGGCGAUCCAGCCUCCCCGGUUGCCAGCUUGUUCCGUCUAGAUGAUCGAACGAUUGUCGUUACUGGAGCCACUGGAUUCCUCGGUACGACUGUUGCCGCUACUAUCCUUGAGAGCGGCGGGGAUGUGGUGUGUCUGGAUGUGAUGGAAACGCCUUCCUCUGCAGAUUGGAAAACUGUUGAAAAGGCCGCUGACCAGUACUCGCGAAACCUUUGGUAUUAUCAAUGCGAUGUCAGAGAUGCUGCGCAAGUCACCUCUGUCUUUAACAAGCUUGUCUCAAAGAUUGAACAUCCUCUCAGGGGUCUUGUCGGGUGUGCUGGUGUCUCUGAUAACGGCCCAGCGGUAGAUUUCCCCGUUGAUGCAUUCCGGAGGCUGCUCGACAUUAACCUAACGGGAACAUUCCUUGUCGCCCAGGCUGUGGCUAAGGAGGUCAUCAAGGCCAAUGUCUCGGCCAGCAUGGUUCUAGUCGCUAGCAUGAGUGGAUAUGUUUCCAACAAGGGAGUAGAUACUGCCGCAUACAACUCAUCCAAGGCCGGCGUCCACCAGCUGGCACGGUCUCUAGCGGCCGAGUGGGGAUCUCGUGUUGGCACACCCCUCAUUCGUGUGAACUCACUUUCACCUGGGUACAUUCGAACUGCAGCAACGGCGGAAGCCUUGCAGAAGCCUGGAAUGGAGUCACAAUGGGUCGGGGACAACAUGCUGUAUCGCUUGAGCACGGUGGAUGAGUUCCGCGCACCGGUUCUGUAUCUGCUUGGUGACGGGAGCAGUUUUAUGACGGCUGCUGAUCUGAGAGUCGAUGGGGGUCACUGUUCUUGGUAA
Messenger RNA from Clonostachys byssicola, 870 nucleotides. NCBI's taxonomy places the organism in Eukaryota, Fungi, Ascomycota, Sordariomycetes, Hypocreales, Bionectriaceae. The record is from the annotation of a GenBank genome assembly.